UCGUUCCCCUUAAAGUUACAAAGCGGCGGAGUUAGAUAGAUUGUUUUUUAACGAUUCGUUCUUGCUUAAAUAAAGCUUCUUGCUUGAAUAAACGUUGCGACGUUUCACGUCUCUCGAAUUUGGAGAGUGGUUAAAGACGGGACCGUAGGAUGGACAGACAAUGAGUCGAACGAGAUAAGAACGAAAGAAACGAUUUAUAUAAAUGCGUAUGUGAUUGACGAGGUUCGAUUCGUGUUCGGUGGAACUUAGUAUGCAGCCGAACGCAUUACGCCAAUAUCCAGCAGUCUAUUUUGAUGUUCGGCGUGCUUUUGGGCAAUAUUAUAUUUGGCAAUCUAGCAGAUAGGUACGGUAGAAAGAUGCCGCUGAUGGUAUCGGUAAUUCUUCAGCUAGCCUCUGGUAUCGGAUGCGCUGUCGUGCCAUGGUUUCCGGCACUGUUGUUGAUGAAAUUCCUUAGCGCCUUAGCCACAGGUGGUAUGGAGAUUGUUGGAACACAGUGGCGUGCGGCCAUCACGGUGCUCUAUCAAAUACCAUUUAGCUUGGGCCACAUGUCACUGGCUGGGCUUGCAUUUCUAUUCCGUCACUGGCGGCACCUUCAAAUUGCCAUCACGCUGCCCUCUGUCAUUCUUCUGAGUUAUUGGUGGAUCGUACCUGAAUCUCCUAGGUGGUUGCUCGCCUUUGGGAAGCAACGAGCGGCGUGCAAGAUCCUGCAGAAGGGCGCCAACAUCAACCAAAUCAAAAACAAAGAUAUCCCGGAGAUGGUCAGGCAACACUGUUUGCAUCAAAAUUCCAAGCGAUCACAUUUGGAUCACAAAGCGUCGUUCUUGGACUUGUUUCGCACGCCCAACAUGAGGAUGAAAUCGCUGUCGAUUUUCUUCAAUUGGAUCGUCUGCGGGAUGGGCCUGUUCGGGAUGUCUCAGUACAUCGGCCAGGUCGGUGGCAAUAUCUUCGUGAAUUUCACCGUUUCCGGGGCCAUACAGAUACCCGGGAACUUCGUCGCCUGGUGGGCAAUGAACAAACUCGGUCGAAAGAUCACGCUGAUCUGCAGCAACUCGAUCGCUGGCAUCGCUGCUCUUCUACUCGUCGUUGUUUCAAAUGACAUUGCGUGGCUUCGGUUGAUUCUAGUCUGUACAGCUAUCGUCGGUAUGUCGGUCUCUUUCACUACUGUUUACUUGUUUUCUGGCGAACUGUUCCCCACGGUUGUCAGGAACAUCGGUGUGGGUACCAGCAGCAUGUGCGCCAGGAUAGGCUCUAUCUCAGCACCUUUCGUUGUCUCGUUGGAUCACAUCCAAACUUGGCUGCCGCCGGCCUGUUUUGGAAUCUUGCCGCUCAUCGGUGCUGCGCUUUGCCUUUUCUUGCCAGAAACUGUUGGAUGUACGCUGCCAGAGACGCUCGAGGAUGGCGAGAACUUUGGAAAGUCAGUGUAAUUUUCAUCAUCACGCGAGAUAAUUAUAUCUAAUUUUAUUUAAAUAAAAUUUAAUAAUUCAUAUUCAAUUUCUAUCGUGAAAGCUAUUUAUCACCAUUGUUUUUACAAUUUUACAAAUUUAAUUAUAUUCAAUUUCCAUCGUGAAAGCUAUUUAUCACCAUUGUUUUUACAAUUUUACAAAUUUAAUUAUAUUCAAUUUCCAUCGUGAAAGCUAUUUAUCACCAUUGUUUUUACAAUUUUCACUCAUUCUUCCUGUUGCCUGUUCGUUACAGGAAACUUCAUAAAAUAAAGAAGAAUCGAAAAGAUAUCGAAGCAGAGGAGGCACUUUGAGCGAAGACUGAGAUUAAUUAAUACCUAGACAUUAUAUAUAUGUAUAAAGAAAAAUAAUUAGGAGAAAGUAAUAAAAUUAAAAACACGGAUUUUUAUAGAAAAAUUAACUGUACAUAUAUAAUUAAUACUGAGAUCAUUCCUUUUUCUUUUUUUUUUUUUUUAUUUAUUGUAUUAUUCACAUCUACGAUUUUAACGACAUCGUUGUUUCUCUUCACAUGCAUUGAAGCACGUCGAUGAAUUCUUUUUAUGUAUUAAUAGUUGAUAAGAAAUCGAUGAAAUGUGAUGUGUAUGUAUAUUACGAAAUUGCUUAACAAAAAUAUUCUGGAAUAUUCAAGGCCGUUUUAAAACAUAUUUUCGACUUCGGAAAGUUGACGAAUAUUAUUUACUGUUGACGAAUGUUGCGACAAUUGCGAGAAGAGUGCCUUCUACCAUUUGUAUGUGAAUAUCUAAAUAGAUCUUAUAUUUUAUAAAAGUUGUUUAUUUUUCCCUAAGUUCUCUACAGCUGUCAGGUAUAAUUUUAUAUAAUGAUUACAGUAACGUAAUUAAUUUAAUGGGCAGUGAAUAUUAA
Molecule: messenger RNA, 2321 nt
Organism: Heterotrigona itama
Lineage: Eukaryota; Metazoa; Arthropoda; Insecta; Hymenoptera; Apidae
Source: the annotation of a GenBank genome assembly